Molecule: messenger RNA, 675 nt
Organism: Protopolystoma xenopodis
Lineage: Eukaryota; Metazoa; Platyhelminthes; Monogenea; Polystomatidea; Polystomatidae
Source: the annotation of a GenBank genome assembly
AUGUCAAUAUCAGAACCCGCCAGAAUUUCAAUCCAUUUUGGCCUAAUAAUCCUAUCUUUCGAAUUACAUCUUGCCUUGCCCUCAAGGUAUGACGUUUACAGAGAACUCUUAAAAGUCGCCGUUCUCUCGGGCCGUUACCUGAAUGCGGUAGGCACCAACGAGCAUAAACUCAACACACGUGUCCUCAUCACACUUGACUAUGCCAACAUUUGCCUAUACCAGCCUGUUGACUGUAAAAUGCCCUUGGGGUCGGAUCAGUCGAAAAAUCUCUCAGUACCAUUAAACACACCCAAUGGAUUCCCAAAUCGUUUGGGCCAGUCGCCCUCUCGGACAAAGUAUGAAUUCCGUUCACAAGCAGAAAAUCUGUCCAGAAUAUCUUCACAACCUAGUCUGGAGGAGCCCGAAUACGUUUACACUUCGCCUGCACGGCCUUAUGAUAUUACCACAAGACUGAAGCAUCGGCAGCAGGAAAAAGAGACGCGGAAGAGAAAACGCAAUCUCUUGCGAGCCGGGAAGCGCGGAGGCUUGGCUGAAGAUAUGUUUAACAUUGACUUGGUACCGUUGCCUCCGGAAUUUUACACAAGCGUCUGCCUGGACACAGCAAGGCCAGUCUGGGAUACACUAGUUGUCUACAAGGUUAGUUUACGAGCCCUCCAUUUCAAUAUCUAUUUUUGA